Molecule: messenger RNA, 883 nt
Organism: Nematostella vectensis (starlet sea anemone)
Lineage: Eukaryota; Metazoa; Cnidaria; Anthozoa; Actiniaria; Edwardsiidae
Exons: 7
Coding region: 99-683 (194 amino acids)
Source: RefSeq, a predicted model, not a curated record
AUUUGUCGUCAAGCAGUAUCCUUAUAAAAGCGGUGUAGAGAAGGCUGAACUCACACUCACGGUUCAAAAUCAAAGUUGUUCUUCGUAUCUACGUCGCGAUGAAAGCUCUGCUUUUACUUUUUCUUUCAAGCUGUUUGGUGGCAUCCAUGCUUUCAGACUCAGCAUCUGGCAAUCGGGGUCAAUCAUCGGGAGGUAAUGGGAAUCGCCCAGGUAUGAAGAAAAAGAAACCCCUAGACUCAGACUCAGCUGGCAAUCGGGAUCAAUCAUUGGAAGGUCGAUCCCAUGAUUAUGGAUGUGAAAACAGCUCGCCCGUUAAGAUCGGAUGCUUCAAGAGCAUAUAUGGAUGGGGAAAACAGCUGAUGCCUGAACUUCUCAUCACUGACCGGGACAACACGAGCAACGUCUUCUCUGGCGAGGAAAUCGACUGGAAAAAAUGGAGGGCCUAUAGAAACGAAUUUCUUUGCCGAUGUUCCGAUGCAGCCAAGAAGAAAGGAUACAAGAAGAUCGGUCUGCAGUUUUACGGAGAGUGCUGGAGCGGACCUAACGCCGAUCAAGAUUUUGACCGGUUGGGCCCAUCCAUUAACUGCACUCAGAAUCCGAAAACAGAAAAGAGAUGCAGAAAAUCUAACAACAGGGCGGCGUGUGUCGGAAAAGGAUUUGCUUUCUAUGUGUACGAAAUCUGAAAUGACUAAACGGGUUUCUACAGCAAAAGUGAUCGAUCGGAUUUUAGAAGUUACUUUAAAGGGAUGUUUAGAGAAAAAAAUCUUUUAAAAAUACAAGGAGAGAAGAUAUAAUUCCUCUAACAAUAAAAGAAGUUAUAACGAAUGUAUUCUUUAAUGAUUGUAGUAGAGAUAAAUGGUGAAAUAAAGGCCCCGAAAUGACA